AUGUCGUGUGAAGAGGUGCAAAUGCACGAAAAGCAUGAAGCUACUGCGAAUAUCAUCGGCAAGAAGAAUCGACGAAAUAUGUUCGGACGCAAGAUGCAGGCAAAGAAGGAGAACGAAACGCAUGUAAAUACAGCUACCACUGGAUCCCGCGCUCCAGAAACCAUCGACGACUCGAAUAAACACGGACUAUGGCGCAGAAUGAAGAAGGGCAUCAAGAAGAUGCUUGCCCCGCGAGAACGCAAAACCGCUCCUCACGCCUCAGACCUCCAGACCGGCUUUCACUGCGCAUCAAUUAGCUGUCCAUCAUGCGCCCUCCCGCCCGCAAUCCCACCAGCACUCGAACUCAGCCUGCACGCGCUGUCCACACCCCUCAUAGCCCACCCGAUCACCGAGACUACUUCUCUAUCAUCAGGGCUUACUACAUUUACCUCUUCCUCCUCCGCCUCCUCGACAUCGAGCCCCAAGCUUCCGACAAUCCACAUCCCGCCGGCUUCCUCAGAUAUCGAGGUUUCGCCCACAAGCAGCGCGAUGCACGACAUCUUCGCCGACUUCAACGGCGUGUACUGCAGCACUGACACGCUGGACCCGAUCAGGCCCGUAUCCGCAUUCGUUGAGAAAAUACAGGGCACAAGACCAUCGAGUUCGCUUCCGGGUAUGUGCUUGGAUUCGACUGGACCUUGUUCACCGCCACACGCUCUUCCUCUUCUGCGGCUCGAUGGGCCUUCGGAGAUCGGGCGGGAUGUGUCGAGUCGGACUUCUCUCCCUCUUUUGCAGUACGCGUCUACGCCGCCGACGCGGUUUGUGUCUUCAAGCACAUCGGCCUCGAGUCCGGCAGGUACAUGGCCAACGCGCCAUCUUGACACGCCGUGUCCGACGCACCGCCAGAGCGUGUGGUCGUUUGAUCUUGUGGCGCCGGAUAGUGCGUUUGAGGCGGUGGGGAAUAAGGGGGAUGGAGAGGAGUAAGGUGAGGGGAUUGUGUUUUUCGUCUUUGUGCGCGUUGUUUGGAGUUUGUUGAAUAGACAGAGAUGGAGAAGGGAAUACGUAACUGGGGAGUUGGACAAUGCAGAUUCAAGAACCUAUUUCAUUUCAUAUUGUGGGAAUCGCAUAGUGAGGAUAUACCUCUGCACUCGUAAUCUCGGUGUGGCACCUUCUGUUUCGCAACUCCGCAAUCAUUACCGCUCCCCGUCCUCUCGUCUCGAGCUGUAGGGCUUCACUACCACAAUGAUGGAGUGCUCGCAACCCCAGCUAAUCGUGAUACAAAGGUUGGCGUUCGAUGACGUAGCGCUACUCGUCAUCUUCAAGUCCUUCCAAUAAAGUAUGCUCAAGGACAUCACUCAGCGUGAGGAUGCCCUUGAGUCUGCUUUCCGAGUCGAUGACAACGAAGCGGUGAACGCGUGAUCUGCGGAUGGUGUCGUAUAUCGUGGACAUGUUGUCUGAUAAUGAGCAUGUGAAGAUGCCAGGGAAGUCCUGCUGAUGU
This is a messenger RNA of Parastagonospora nodorum SN15, 1477 nucleotides long. RefSeq lists its product as hypothetical. The record is from RefSeq and is a predicted model, not a curated record. NCBI's taxonomy places the organism in Eukaryota, Fungi, Ascomycota, Dothideomycetes, Pleosporales, Phaeosphaeriaceae. Bases 1 to 963 code for a protein of 320 amino acids. The transcript has a single exon.